AUGCCUCCAGGCGAGGAGAAAGAUGCCGCUCGGGCGCUCGAACAGGUCAAUGUGGAGGAAAGGGACUUGGAAAAGCACGAGACCUCGUCACAGUUCCUACAAGUGCCUAGUCAUCUUGGAAAGGUCGGACGGGCCAAAAGCGAAGACAGCACGACCUUGUCGAGGAUAGAAUCGACAGCGACCGAGAUAACACAAGUCAAUAGCGCAGCUCGGGUGGCAUCAACACCAAGGGAAAAACUGCCCUGGUACCACAAGAUCAAUCCUCUCAAGCGAGGCCCUGUGCCUCCCUUCCCUGAGGAACGAGCAGUAUGUCCAGAAUACAAUGCUGGCUUCUUUAGCUUGUUGACGUUCCAAUGGAUGCAACCAUUGAUGACUGUUGGCUACAAGCGAACCAUUGAAUUCAAUGAUAUCUGGAAGGUCAAUCCAGACAGGAGUUCCGAGGCGAUGAUCAAUAAAAUGAUGCCGGCUUUCCAAGCGAGGACGGCUCGAGGAGAACAAAACCCCCUCGUAUGGGCUCUUUUUGACACAUUCCGAAGCGAAUUUUUAUUUGGAGGCGUCUGCGCUUUGUUCUCAGCCUUGCUUCAAGUUUUUGCCCCGUUUGCCACCCGAUAUUUGAUUCAGUUCGCCACAGACGCUUGGAUUGCCGACAGAACGGGUGGCAGUGCUCCUCCUAUCGCCAAUGGUAUCGGUCUAGUCAUCGGAAUCACUUUCAUGCAGGUCUGCCAGACCACAGCUACUAAUCACUUUCUCUACCGAGGUAUGGUUGUGGGAGGGGAAGCACGAGCCGUUUUGAUAAAUUCUAUAUUUGAGAAAUCGCUUAAGAUCUCUGCUAGGGCCAGAGCCGGGGGGAAAGCUGUUGAAGCACCGCAAGCCCCAGACCAACCAGAGCAGGCACUGGAAGAAGAAAAGUCAUCUGAUCGACCAGCCCUCGCCCGUGCACUUUCAAAACGGCUUCACCCCAAAGGCGGGCCGAAAAUCACGCCAGACAAAGGAGCAGGCAUUGCAGGGGAUGGUACCGGUUGGGGCAAUGGCAAAAUCAUCAAUUUGAUGAGUGUUGACACAUAUCGAGUUGACCAGGCCUCUGGAAUGUUUCACAUCAUUUGGACCUCGCCGAUCCAACUUGUUAUUGUGCUCGUUGUGCUCUGUAUCAAUCUUGGCUACAGUGCGCUAGCAGGCUAUGCCCUCAUCCUUGUGAUGAUGCCCCUUCUAGCCAGAACAAUAAAGUCCCUGUUCGCUAGGAGGAAGCAGAUUAACAAGAUAACCGAUCAACGUGUUACAUUAACGCAAGAAAUCCUGAGUUCGGUCCGGUUCGUCAAAUUCUUUGGGUGGGAGACCAGCUUCUUGAACCGCCUUAAGGAAUUGCGGAAGCGCGAGAUCCGAGCAAUACAGGUGCUACUCUCAAUACGGAACGCCAUCAAUGCGGUAGCCAUGUCUAUGCCUGUGUUUGCUUCCAUGCUUGCCUUCAUCACAUAUUCCGUCACGGAUCACGGACUUUCACCUGCUCGAGUCUUCUCAUCCCUAGCUUUGUUUAAUUCGUUGAGGAUGCCACUUAAUCUGCUCCCUUUGGUUCUUGGCCAAACCACCGAUGCUGUCACUGCGCUAAAGCGUAUUCAGGAAUUCCUCCUCAGUGAGGAACAAGCAGAACAGGUCACUUUCAACGAAGACAUGGAGGACGCCGUAGAGGUCCAGCAAGCCUCUUUUACCUGGGAGCGCACUGCGACUCAGGACAAGGAGCGAGUGGGCACUUUCCAAACAAAAGGCGAACUCAAAGCGCAGAAAGACAAGAUAAAAGAAGACAAGAAGGCGGAGAAGGCUGCUAAAAAGGCCAGAAAGUUCCCCGGGGGUUCGAAUGAAGAUGUAUCAAGCGAAAUUACCGAGAUCGAACCGUUCAAACUUUCUAGUAUCGACUUUAACGUUGGAAGGAAUGAGCUCAUAGCUGUUAUUGGCUCUGUUGGCUCUGGCAAAUCUUCCCUGUUGGCUGCACUGGCUGGUGACAUGCGAAAGACUGGUGGGAAAGUCAUGAUGGCCUCGAGCCGCGCGUUCUGUCCUCAAUAUGCAUGGAUACAGAACUCCACCCUGAAGGACAACAUCUUGUUCGGGAAGCCUUAUAAAUCCAGAUGGUAUCGUGAUGUCAUCGAUGCGUGUGCACUGGGACCGGAUCUCGAAAUACUUCCUGCCGGGGAUCAGACCGAGAUUGGUGAACGUGGAAUUACCUUGUCCGGUGGUCAAAAACAACGAUUGAACAUUGCACGGGCCAUCUACUUUGAUGCAGAUAUCAUCCUCAUGGAUGACCCUCUUUCGGCUGUUGAUGCCCACGUUGGCCGUCACAUCAUGGACAAAGCUAUAUGUGGCCUAAUGAAGAACAAAUGCAGAAUCCUGGCAACGCACCAGCUUCAUGUCUUGAAUCGUUGUGAUAGGAUCAUCUGGAUGGAAGACGGUCAUAUACAGGCCAUCGAUACCUUUGACAAUCUUAUGAGCCAGAGUGUUGACUUUCAGAAACUUAUGGCGACAACUGCACAAGAGGAUGUUGCUCAGGCCAAGGCCGUUGAAUCGGAUAAAACAGAGAAAAAGCCAGAAAAGAAGACCAAAAAGGGAAAGGCUGCCGCUCUGAUGCAACAAGAGGAGCGUGCUGUCAAGUCGGUCAGCUGGAGUGUUUGGGGUGCGUACAUCAAGGCGUCCGGUUCCUUUGUACUCUGGCCAUCCAUCUUCAUCGCCUUGGUAUUGUCUCAAGGGUCGAAUAUAGUCACCAGUCUUUGGCUCAGUUGGUGGGUUAGCGAUCAUUUUGGUCUCUCUAGAGGCGCGUACAUCGGGGUAUAUGCGUGCCUCGGGUUCUCCCAAGCUGUACUCCUUUUCAUGUUCUCGACCGUACUAUCAGUCAGUGGCACGAAUGCCAGCAGGACCCUGCUCCAUAGAGCCAUCACCCGAGUACUACGAGCGCCCAUGUCGUUCUUUGAUACGACUCCACUAGGACGAAUCACAAAUCGAUUUUCGAAGGAUGUUGACUCUUUGGACAACAGUUUGACCGACGCAAUGCGGCUGUACUUUUUAACCCUGGCCAUGAUUAUUUCGGUCUUUGCAUUGAUCAUUGCGUACUUCCACUUCUUCGCGGUGGCCCUCGGUCCGCUGUUCUUACUCUUCUUAUUUGCGGCAAGCUAUUAUCGAGCCUCCGCCCGAGAAAUUAAACGACAUGAGUCGGUAUUGAGGUCAACCGUCUUCGCCCGUUUCUCCGAGUCGGUUUCAGGUGUGUCAUCCAUCCGUGCAUAUGGACUGCAGAAGUACUUCACUUCGAGGGUGCGGGACGCGAUCGAUCAGAUGGAUUCGGCUUACUAUAUAACAUUCGCCAACCAGCGUUGGGUUUCGACUCGCCUCGAUGCCAUCGGAAACAUUAUGGUCUUUGUGGUCGGUAUCCUGGUGGUUACCGACCGAUUCAGUGUCAACCCUAGUAUCGGAGGACUGGUUUUGUCCUAUGUUUUGGCAAUUGUGCAGAUGAUUCAAUUCACGAUCCGACAACUGGCCGAGGUUGAGAACAACAUGAAUGCCACAGAGCGGAUACAUUAUUACGGAACGGAACUGGCAGAAGAAGCAGCCUUGAAAGACAGGGACGUGCCACCGUCUUGGCCUCAGGCCGGUGCCAUCACGUUUGACAAGGUGGAGAUGCGGUAUCGACCGGAGUUGCCGCUCGUGCUCCAGGGCCUGGAUUUCUCCAUCAAAGGCGGCGAACGAAUUGGAAUUGUCGGUCGAACUGGGGCCGGAAAGUCUUCGAUUAUGUCGGCUCUGUUCCGCCUGACUGAAUUGUCAGGCGGGCAGAUAAAGAUUGACGACAUUGAUAUCUCGACGGUUGGGCUCCAAGAUCUACGAUCACGAUUGGCAAUUAUUCCACAAGACCCAACCCUUUUCCGUGGCACUAUUCGAUCGAAUCUUGACCCGUUCAAUGAACAUACUGAUCUCGAACUCUGGACGGCCCUUCGGAAGGCAGAUUUAGUUGCGGAGGAGGUUGAUCCCAAGGACAAGUCUCCGAGACCACAAACCGCGGAGACGGCCGCAACAUCGACAUCGAACGUGAAUGGGCCACCGGCGCCCAGCAGGAUUCACCUUGACAGCCAGGUGGAAGAGGAGGGCCUAAACUUUUCCCUCGGUCAAAGGCAAUUGAUGGCAUUAGCCAGGGCGUUGGUCCGAAACUCCCAGAUCAUCGUGUGUGACGAGGCAACAUCUUCUGUUGAUUUCGAGACGGACGAGAAGAUCCAAAGGACGAUGAGAACAGGAUUUGCAGGCAAGACAGUGCUCUGCAUAGCGCACCGGUUGAAAACCAUCAUCAACUACGAUCGAAUCUGCGUCAUGGACAAGGGCCAGAUUGCCGAAUUGGACACACCGAUCAAUCUGUUUGAAGCGAAUGGAAUCUUCCGGGGAAUGUGCGAUAAAAGUCAUAUCAGGCGAGAGGAUUUUUUCCGGGAGGAAUGA
Molecule: messenger RNA, 4458 nt
Organism: Exophiala aquamarina CBS 119918
Lineage: Eukaryota; Fungi; Ascomycota; Eurotiomycetes; Chaetothyriales; Herpotrichiellaceae
Product: ATPase
Exons: 1
Coding region: 1-4458 (1485 amino acids)
Biological process (GO): transmembrane transport
Cellular component (GO): membrane
Molecular function (GO): ATP hydrolysis activity; ATP binding; ABC-type transporter activity
Source: RefSeq, a predicted model, not a curated record